ACGAGUGAAUUAGAAUGAACAAGCAGAAAAAGCGUGGCAAACGUAAUUGUAAUUAUAGAGAACUAAUAAGUCAUGUGGUAAUUGAGACGAAGACUAGAAAAUACAUGUGUCAUGCAUUGCCAUGGCUCUUGGGCUGUUAAUAUUAUUGCACAAGCCGUGCAUGUGGUAAUAGGAGAUUAACAUUAGACUAAAACUCUUUCUCUUUUGUGUUUGCUAUUUUAAAGGCAACUCUCAUGAUCACGUCUCAGUCACAAGCGCCAGUGUUCAUUUCGUCUUAUGUGUAAUCGUAGUAGAACAGUAGCAUAGUCGUAGACUUAAUUGCGCUGCAUGAGAACUGCAGGGAAGCUGACGAGAAAUAUAAAUUUGGAGAAACCGCCUCGCUAUCUUUUUUUUUCUGAUCAAAGGCACCGACGAGAGCAAGAAAUGGCAUCUGUGAAUCUGAGACUGAAUUUAUCCCGAAGGAAUGGUGCAUCUAGGAACGCAGCUGUGGAGAGAAAAAACCUAAUCACUGUCUGCAGGUUUUCAGUCAAGACCCUCAUUGACUGCUCCUGUUACGAUACCAUUGAUGACUCCUCUCCUGAAUUCCUAAAUUUUGUGUCUAUCUUGGAGCAAAUUCUGAGUCAUCGGCUGAAAGGGCAGAUCACUUGGUUUGGCUAUGAAACCCUUCGCAGUUUCUGGGACUACAUGCGAGUGGCCUGCAGCAAAGUGCCACACAACUGCAUCAGCAGCAUUGAGAGCAUGGAGAAUGUGGGCUCCUCCAGGGCAAAGGGUCGAGCGUGGAUCAGGGUUACACUGAUGGAAAAACGCCUUUCAGAAUACAUUUCAGCAGCCCUAAGAGAUUUCAAGAUAACCAGGAGGUUUUAUGAAGAUGGAGCAGUUAUGCUGGGAGAGGAAGCGAACCUGCUCGCCGACAUGCUGAUUGGACUCAAUGCCAUCGAUUUUAGUUUUUGUCUGAAGGGUGAAGGCCUUGAUGGUAACUGCCCUGCUGUUAUAGACUAUACACCCUAUCUGAAGUUCAUGCAAAGCUCUGACAGCAUCAGCAGUGAUGAGGAGGAGCUGAGGACUCUGGGUAGCAGCGGGAGCGAGAGCAGCACCCCUGAGAACAUCAUGGAUGAGGGCAGCUGGUACAACAAGUGUAAGAGAGUAGAACAGAAAUACAGACUGGCCUCAGAGCAGAAGGGUUACCUGGAAGAGCUGGUACGUCUCCGAGAAGCCCAACUGUCUGAGUCUGUCUCUCAAAACAAAGCCCUUCUCCAGAGGCUGGAGGAUACAGAUGUGAAUCACAAACUAGAAAAAGAACAACUUGAAUACAUUGUUCUGGAGCUGCAGGACCAGCUGACUGUGUUAAAGAACCAUGACCUAAGAUCACGACAGGAGCUAACAGCCCACCUAACCAAUCAGUGGCCUUCGCCUGGUGCGCUGGAUACCAAUGCUGUUGCCUUGGAUACAGUGCUCAACAGGAAGCACGCUUUACAGUGGGAGGAAAAGAGUUUCCACAGUCUGGAGCAGCUGUCUGCAGAUAUCAGCCUGUCUCGGAACUCUUUGGAUCCUGCUCACUUACAGGGCUCGGAUGGCAAAUUGAAAGGUUCAAACACACAAAGUGAAGGCAAGGAAGAUACCCCUUCAUUGCUGGGUUUAUGUGGCUCUCUGACAACCGUUGCUAGCUACAAGUCUCUAGCCAGCCUCAAGUCAAGCGAAUGUCUCGCGAGCCCCACCACAGAGAUGGCCAGCCCGGGCCUCACACCCUCAUGAGAACACCUGCUUCCUGAAGGAGCUUCAGACCGUAUACACUAUGGCAACAUUUUACUUUGUCAAAAACAAACAGGCAAAUUAAAAGCUUGGGAGAGACUUUGCAUACUGUUUUAAACCUAGUGGUCUUUGGAGCCAAGACUAGUGUCAUUUUUGCUGCUUUUAUUGAAUGUGACCAGUCUUGGCUAUACGGCUACUAAACUGCUGCUGUGGGAUGAACAUUCUUCACAGAGCAAUACAAAAGUGCAGUCAAUAAAUAUAUAUACAAAUGUGCAGUCAAUGAAAAUAUAUAUAUAAAUUGAAAUGCUGUCCCCAGGAUGGAAGCUCUCCUUCACUAUUGUGCAUUGACUAAAGCACCCUUAGACCCAUGAUGGUAGUCUUUGAUGUCCAUCGUCUUAUUCCCGUCAGGUUUCACUUGCUCUGCUUUGAAUACUCUCAGUAGCAGAGGGACUUUUUAGCUGCCUUGAACUUUACUUGAAUGUAUUUUUUAUUUUUACUAUAUCACUUUUAAUUUAAAGAUAAGUUGUGUAUAAUUCAGAUUCUAGACAGAAUUCAGGCUUAUGUUGUGCCAUAUGUAUACUUUUGUAAUGAUUAUGGUACUAUCACAGUUUGUAUUUUAAAGGCCUCAGUCAAGCGAUGAGUCAGAUUCUGUCCUUUACCUGGUUAAUUCUAUCGCAUCAGUAAACCUCUCGUUUGUGCCUUUCGUCAGUGGUAACAUGCAACCCCUGACACCAAGGCACAUAUUUAGUUAAUAAGACAACAUUGCAUAUACUGUACACUUAGUGUUACAGUUUUAAGUGGCAUGUUUGUAAAGCAUGCAAAAAAGAAGAAAGGGGUAAAACUCUGUAUUGGCGUAUUCUGUUGUCUGUACUAUUUUAGAGGUUAAAUACUUUUUAGAUUUUUCAAAGGUCAGGUCAACCUCUGGCAUUGGUUGGCCCACCCUUAAUGUUGAACAUUUGAGCUGAAAAACCAACCCAAACAUUUGGGAGUUUACUUUAAUUUUUAUAUUUUAAUCCUGAAAACCAACAUUUUUAUAUCUGCUAAAGCUGCUAGAUAAACAUACUGCUACCUAUUCUGUCGUUUUAUAUAGCGACCAGGGGUUAAAAUAUAUUUUAUGAUCACCUCACACACUGGUGCAAGGAUUUAUUCACUGCUGCUAUCUCAAAUUUCCCCUGCAGUGCAUCUUGUUCUUAUUAAUAACAUUAACACAAUAAUUGUCAGUUGUUUUUUUUUUUUUAAGCCUUUAGCCCCCUCACAAUCUGUAUUUAUAUUUUAAUUAUUUUGAAGUCAGUUUUGUACUUUAUGUAAAUUCAGUGUUUGUGGUGUUCUUUUACAAUAGCUUUAUGAUUGCAGUGGAGUUUCUUGCUUCGUUCAGCUGUCCUAUGUGCUACCCAGUGUACACAUUCCACUUACCCUGUUUGCAAUUGUAUCGAGUGGUUUCAGUGUUCCAGUAUUAACUUCAUCUCUCAUUUUGUCUUGCUGGCUGCAAGCUAAAUCUAGUGUUUUUGUCCCAGCUGGGUUCCGAGUGGUAGUGGAGAGUUAGUCAUCAUUUACAGAGAGCUGCUCCUUGCCAUUUCACUAUUUAUGUUUAUUAUAAAUUGUUUUUUUCUACCAUGCUUGCAGCUCCAAUGUCUUCUAAUAGAAGGUGCCAUUGUACUGUAGAUGGGGUUUCUUCUUUUGUCUUGACCCACAUUACUGUAUAGAUUGUGUUUUGGGAAUCCCUUCAGAUCUCAAGAAUGCAAUACCAAACAUGAUGUGCGUUUUGUCUUGUUAACACGAUUGUUGACUUCCUGUAUGUUUGUUUGAAAUAAAUUGCAUGCACAAUAAAACCUUUUUUGUAUCUGCAAACUUAAGAUUCUAAACUUUGUUUUAACCCCUAUAUCCCCUAAUAUUAUAACAUGCAUUCCAGGGACAAACCAGACCUGUUGAAAGUGGGGCUCCCUAAAGAUAUUGCACUUGCUUAAAAGGAAAAAGUUGUAUCUUCAGUAGACAAAAAACACCACGUAUAAGAUCAUAAUGUUGAAAUAAAA
Molecule: messenger RNA, 3779 nt
Organism: Polyodon spathula (Mississippi paddlefish)
Lineage: Eukaryota; Metazoa; Chordata; Actinopteri; Acipenseriformes; Polyodontidae
Product: RUN domain-containing protein 3B-like
Exons: 11
Coding region: 328-1752 (474 amino acids)
Source: RefSeq, a predicted model, not a curated record